This is a messenger RNA of Nicotiana attenuata, 1623 nucleotides long. Its product is annotated as oligoribonuclease-like. The transcript has 9 exons. Gene Ontology annotation, molecular function: nucleic acid binding; 3'-5'-RNA exonuclease activity. Lineage: Eukaryota; Viridiplantae; Streptophyta; Magnoliopsida; Solanales; Solanaceae. Gene Ontology annotation, cellular component: mitochondrion. The record is from RefSeq and is a predicted model, not a curated record. Bases 465 to 1217 code for a protein of 250 amino acids.
UUCCCCUCUUUAUACCCAGUAGCGCAACUUUCACAGGAGACCCCCUACCCCCUCACGUCCUCAUCCUCUUCACACCCCACCACCCCCGGAAACCAAACGACGAAGAACUCCAUCAUCAGCUACUGAGCAAAGAACGCCCAACCCCUAGACAAAACAGAAAAGUGGUCAUAAACUCCAACUUCAAAAAGAGAAAUCGACCUUACCCAAUUCCCAAUUUCCAAGAGCCUCUCACGCACACACACCCCUGAAACCUAGUAAAAAUAGGAGUUAUUUGCACCAAACAACAGCUCCAAAUGGCCCAACAGUGAGGUUUAAAGGAGGUCUGUUGAAGCGGUUUGCGGUUCGAGGUUUCCGUUCGAAUUCGCCGGUCCGACUGGUUUUCUGUUGGGUCUCGUUGCUGUUCCUUGGUUGAAUCCUCAUUGUUAAGUUGCGCAGGAGCUUAAUGACCAAGGACUUUGAUAGAGAUGAAUCAAAUCUCAAAUGCCUUUUCAUUGCUAAAUUUGGAUGUUGCAGAUAGCCAGGAUGAAACCCGAACUGAUAUUACUAAUGGGGGCACUGGUAGAGUAAAUAGAAAAGGUAAAGGAAAGGACAAAUAUGGCAGCCCAGGAGAGAUGGAAGUACUUGAGCAUGAAAAAGAGGAUCAGAAGUCAGUUUCAGGAGAGUACAAAUUGCCGCUUGUAUGGAUUGACCUUGAGAUGACCGGUUUGAAUAUUGAAGUUGAUAGGAUAUUGGAGAUUGCUUGUGUAGUUACAGAUGGAAAUUUGACGAAAUCAAUUGAGGGUCCGGAUUUGGUUAUAAAUCAACCUAAGGAGUGUCUAGACAAAAUGGGUGAAUGGUGUCAAGAGCAUCAUGCAGCUAGUGGUUUGACCGAGAGGGUGCUUAAGAGUACGGUCACUGAAGAAGAAGCUGAGAAACAGGUUAUUGAAUUUGUCAAGAGAAACAUUGGCACAUAUACACCAUUGCUAGCAGGAAAUUCAGUCUACGUGGAUUUUCAAUUUUUGAAGAAAUACAUGCCGAAUCUGGCUAGUCUUUUUUCACAUGUACUAGUUGAUGUCAGCAGUGUCAAGGCAUUGUGUGUUCGUUGGUUUCCAAGAGAUAGCAAAAGGGCUCCUAAAAAGGAAAGCAAGCAUAGAGCUAUGGAUGACAUUAAGGAGAGCAUAGCAGAACUCAAAUACUUCAAGGAACACAUAUUCAAGGCCUCCAAGUCUAACAAGUGACUUCGUUACGGGUUUUACUUCUGGUCCCACAAUUUGGUAUUAAAGUGGUGAAGGUCUCUUGUUGUAUGGGAAGUAUGAAACAUUGUGCUUAACAAUAAAGGUUUUUCUUACUUACUAUUUCAGCAAGCAAUUCAUUUUGGCAACUCAUAAAGAGUGAGAAAGAGAGAGAGAGAGUAAAGGGAAAGAAAUGGAUGGUUCUUCUGAUACUACUCAUAUGGAAUUGGCUAGGGAAUUGUAUGCUUGGGGAACUGGUGCCUGAGUUUUGAGCAGUUGUACGUGGGUGUUGGAAUACGUUAAGUCACUUUAUUAUUUUAAGUUUCCUUAAUUUGACUUUGGUCCCUAGUGUCUUGUUUCCCUAUGUGUAAUCCCUUUUCAGAGGCCAUGAAUGAAAUCUUAUUUUGCCCUA